Molecule: messenger RNA, 1843 nt
Organism: Cotesia glomerata
Lineage: Eukaryota; Metazoa; Arthropoda; Insecta; Hymenoptera; Braconidae
Product: polyprenol reductase
Exons: 6
Coding region: 431-1276 (281 amino acids)
Biological process (GO): dolichol-linked oligosaccharide biosynthetic process; polyprenol catabolic process
Cellular component (GO): endoplasmic reticulum
Molecular function (GO): 3-oxo-5-alpha-steroid 4-dehydrogenase activity
Source: RefSeq, a predicted model, not a curated record
AAAAUUUGUGCCGCUUGGGAUAUCUUGUGGCUUUGAGCAAAUCGUAGAUCGAUUACCUUUUCUUGUCGAUUAAUCGAGAAAUUUCACUAAGAACGGUCACUAUCGAUUGAAAAUUUCUUUAAUCGAUUAUUUAAAAUCGAUUUUACAACGGUACAUUUAGACUUUAAACGUCAGCCAAAUAAAUUUCAAUUUAUUCUACUUUUUAUCACUGAUGUAAAUUUUAUCAGACACUUAUUAAAAUAUAUUUAUUUUUACGGGCUUUAUCGUGAAGUUUAUGAUGCGCAAUUUUUAUUUGGUGAUAGAUGAGGUUAACUAUUAAAUAAUUCAUGUAGUAAAUAUUUAUAAUGGCAAGUUACUGGAUAAAACUUUUGUCGUAAAAAAAAAAAAAAAAAAAAAAAAAAAAACCUUAGUUGUGUUGAAACUUAGAAAGAUGGAUUGGAAUCUAAUUAAACUAAUAUUUCUGUGCUUUGCUGUUCUUAUUGGAAUAAGUAGUUUUUUACUUCAUUGUUAUGAGAACUAUUUACCCAUAUUCAUAAAGAAGUCUAUUCGUCACGGAAAAUAUGCUGAGAAAACCCGUCAUAACAUUGCGGAAAAAUUUGAAGUUCCUAAAAGAUUUUUUUUACAUUUUUAUGUAUUUGCGGUCCCACUAUCAAUUACUGCAUUAGUUUUAUGCAUACAUAAAUAUUUUUUUUCUGGAAAUCUACCGGAAGCAGUAUAUGAAGUUUUGGAUUUACUACUUAACAGCUCUAGGAAACCACUGGUUACACCAUUGGACACGAUGAUUGCAAUUACUUUGAUAACAGUUCAAUGUUGUAAAAGAUUGUAUGAAGCUUGCUAUGUCAGCGUUUAUAGCGAAGCAAAAAUGAGCGUAAGUCUUUACAUUGUUGGAUUUAUUCACUAUUUUGGAACAAUAACAUGCAUAAUUGGGGAAUCCUAUGGAUUUAUAAAAGGUUCUGAAUAUUCAUUUCAUUGGAAUGAAUUGAAUAGUAUCCAUAUUAUUUUUUCGAUCUGUUUUCUUUUGGCAUCUUAUGAACAAUUGAGAACUAAUUUUAUUCUAGCAAGCUUACGCAAAAAUAAAAAAGGAGAGGUUGUUACAAAAUCGUAUAAGAUUCCAAGUGGUAGGCUUUUUGAAUACGUAACAGCUCCUCUUCAGCUCACAGAAAUCGUUAUGUAUUGCUCAUUAAAUAUAAUUCUUCGGCAGAAUUCAUCAUUCUGCUACAUAUUUAUUUGGGUUCUCGCUAAUCAGGUAAAUCAAAUAAUACUUCUCCUAAUCUGAUCACUGUUUCCGAAAUUGUUCGAGCAAUUGUUCAUUUCAACGUGAAUUUGUAUGACUGAGUAUGGCUUUGUAUACUCAGGUUAAUCUAUGCUUUGCCAAACCUGAUCAUGCAUGACCAUAUAUUUUUGUAAAAAAGUUAUCCGUGACAUUCCAUGAUCAUACAUAAGCGACGUUUUUCGGAUAAAGUUAAGCACAAGGUUCAUGCAAAUAAGUCAUAUUUAGUCAUGUGUGGCUGGAAAAAAAUAGUUUUGUGUUCACGAGUGAAUGAGUAUAACUUUGCAUGGAAUUUUUAGAGUCACGUUUUCAAAAUGAACCAAAGAAUAUGAAAUAAUUUUUCUAAGUUUAUAAAAUCAUGAACCCUGUACAAAUAUUUAACCUUACAAAUUAUCCCGAAAAUUUUUUAGUGUAAAAUUUCAAUAACUAUUAAUAUACUAAUAAGAUUAAAAGCGAAAAAUGUUGACACCAAAAAAAUUAAGUUUUGUAAUAUUGUAAAAAGAAUUAAAAAUUUGUUUUCUUCUUACAGAUUGAAACUGCUCUUUCAAGUCAUCUGUGGUACAAGAAAACUUU